AAUAACAUGGAGACCUGGGUGAACGGGCGCUCAGUGCAGCUCCCGGCGAACGUCUCCGAUGCUGUGUCUGUGAUCGAGUCUCAGGGCGGCGUGGCCGUGGUCCAGGCCUCGGGGAUGCAAGUUCUGUUCAGCCCCAGUGGGGAGGUGACGCUGAGGGUGGGCGAGAGCCUGGCUAACAAGCUGUGCGCACCCUGCGGGAACUUCAAUGGCGACGUCUCCGAUGACCUGCAGCUGCCCAGCGGGCAAAUCGUGGGGAACAUCGCCGAGGUCAUCGACGCCUGGAAGGCCAGAGACUUUUUAGGAUGCCACGCUUCUAACAUCGUGUGAGCUGACCUGGGAGCUCCGUCGGUCCCUGCACAUUAGACGGCGCCAGCAUGGGUUUGGCCCAGGAAUUCCCACUACACAGAGUGCUGGAGGCAGCUGGGACUCACCGGGCCAUGCGUGUGGCUGAAACCCUGGGCUGAUGUGUACAGAGCUGUGUG
Messenger RNA from Mauremys reevesii (Reeves's turtle), 482 nucleotides. RefSeq names its product kielin/chordin-like protein. Gene Ontology annotation, cellular component: extracellular matrix. Lineage: Eukaryota; Metazoa; Chordata; Testudines; Geoemydidae. The record is from RefSeq and is a predicted model, not a curated record. The transcript has 3 exons. The coding region runs from base 7 to 327 and encodes 106 amino acids.